Messenger RNA from Arachis stenosperma, 3189 nucleotides. RefSeq lists its product as uncharacterized. The record is from RefSeq and is a predicted model, not a curated record. Lineage: Eukaryota; Viridiplantae; Streptophyta; Magnoliopsida; Fabales; Fabaceae. The transcript is spliced from 6 exons. Bases 1 to 3189 code for a protein of 1062 amino acids.
AUGGACAAAACCUGGAUUCUUAAGCCACGAGAUAGCAUAGAAUAUAGACAAGGACUGAAUAUGUUCCUAGACUUUGCAUUUGCGAAUGCAUCGUCGGAUAACAUGAUAAAGUGUCCAUGCCCUCAAUGUGGGUUUCAAUUUUUGCAAACAAGAGAGGAUGCGUACGACCACCUGUUGAUGAAGUCGUUUCCCGUUGGCUAUACUUUGUGGUUGUGUCAUGGUGAGAAACCAGCUGAGGAGAGCUCUAGUUGCACACCGAUAGUUGAGAACCCUACCCCCGAGGCGAAUCCAUAUAUUCAAAUGGUACACGAUGCAUUUAACUUCACAAUGCCUCCUGGAAGUGACGAGACCACAACAGCGGAUCCUGUAGAAGACGAUGAUAUAGAGUUGCCGCACUUGUAUGAUGGUCGAAGUCGCGAAGCACAGGAUUUUGCCGAUCUUCUUGCGGAUGGAGCGGAGGAGUUAUAUCCCGGCUGCUCGAAAUACUUAAAAUUAUCUUUCCUAGUGAAGCUUUAUCACAUUAAGUGUAUGUAUGGUGUGAGUGACAAGGCUAUGUCGAUGAUUCUGGACUUAUUGCGGGAUGCAUUUGAGCAAGCCAAAUUCCCGUCCACUUUGUAUGAAGCCAAGAAAACUAUCCGAAAGUUAGGUAUUGAGUACAAAAAAGUAGAUGCAUGCCCGAAUGAUUGCAUGUUGUAUCGGGGUGAGGAUGAAAACGCGACGAAAUGCAAGAAGUGUGGGACUUCACGAUGGAAGCAGAAGACGCGAAAGGGUUCUGUUACGAAACUAAAAAUACCUGUUAGAAAAAUUGGAAAGCCUCUCCCAGCGAAGACUCUCCGUUACUUUCCUCUUAUACCACGACUGCAACGGUUAUUCAUGUGUAGCAAAACUUCAUCUGACAUGUUAUGGCAUAAAGAGGUAGAUAAUAACGAUGGGUACUUGAGGCAUCCAAGGGAUGCUGAAGCAUGGAAAGACUUUGAUGCAAAGUAUCCUGACUUUUCCAACGAUGCUUGCAGUGUUCGCUUAGCCUUAGCAAGUGACGGUUUUAAUCCUUUCAGAAAUAUGAGUACGACGUAUUUCAUUUGGCCGGUGAUUCUUAUUCGGUACAAUUUUCCUCCUUGGCUAUGCAUGAAACAGACAUCUUUUAUACUAUCUAUGAUUAUUCCUGGUCCUAAAAUGCCGGGUAAUGACAUUGAUGUUUUUUUGGAGCCCCUAGUGGAUAAGUUGAAGCAACUCUGGGAUGGCGUUGAAACUUAUGAUGCUAAUAAGGGGACCACUUUCAAGAUGCGUGUGGCGCUAAUGUGGACUAUUAGCGAUUUUCUAGGGUUGGAAAAUUUAUCUGGGUGGAACACGUACAGUGGAGUAGACCGGAAAAGAUUUGACGGACAAGCUGAAACCAGGGAUCCACCGAAGAAGUUUUCUGGAACAGAUGUCUUAAGGCAGCAGUCUAACUUGCAAGUAUCGUUUGGGAAGAACCCAACUCUGACAGCCAAAAGAAGACGCAUUGGUGAAGAUGCAGAUCAAGAUGACUCGGUUUGGAAAAAGAGGAGUGUGUUCUUUGAAUUCCCGUACUGGAAGGAUUACAUGAUGCGUCAUAACCUUGACGUGAUGCACAUAAAGAAGAACAUUUGUGACAAUCUGGUCUACACUAUUUUAAACGACAGUGUCAAAUCAAAAGAUAAUCUUAAAGCUCGCAGAGAUUUACAAAGCAUGGGCAUAAGGCCUGAAUUGUGGUCGGACAAAGGUGGUAAAUAUCCUUCAGCAAUCUUCACAAUGUCGAAUCCACAGAAGGAUCGCAAGUUGUAUGGGUUGAAGAGUCACGCCUGCCACAUUCUAAUGAAACAAUUACUUCCAAUUUUGGUGAAGAAUGCAUUGCCAAGUCUGGUAUCGAAUGUGAUUGCUUCUCUGUCCUCAUUUUUCCGAGAACUCUGUGAAAAAGCUGUAAAUCCUAUGCAACUUGGUGCCCUUCAGGAUCAUGUUGUGCAAACUAUGUGUCAGAUGAAAAUGAUAUUUCCUCCAUCCUUCUUCACUGUCAUGGUUCACCUUACGGUGCACCUGGUUAAUGAACUAAAAAUUGGUGGUCCGGUACAUUAUCAGUGGAUGUAUCCAAUAGAAAGGUACUUGGGACGAUUGAAGCAAUACGUGCGUAACAGGGCACAAGCUGAAGGCUCAAUUGCAAAGGGCUAUUUAUCUGAGGAUAUUUUGACAUUCUGCUCCAGAUAUUUGGAUAAUACUGAGACUAGAAUCAACUGUCCAGCGCGAAUUGAUGAUCGACCUGUUGAUAUUACAAACAAUACAGGAUGUACUAUGUUCACUGUAAUUGGAAAAGCUUCAGGGGCUGUAUCACAUUUUGCACUGACACCAAUGGAAAGAGAUCAGGCACAUCGUCAUGUGCUAGUCAAUUGCGAGGCCGUCGCUCCAUUUAUUGAAACCAAGCGAAAAUUACGGGAUCAAACAAGGUCGCACUCUAGGAUAGACCGUGUUGUGCAUGCAGAAUUUCCUCGCCGGUUCAAGUGUGAGGUUCCAAUGGACAGUACCGUACAUUCGAAAGAAAUGAAGUUGCUGGCAUGUGGUCCCAUGCUUCAGGCGAGACGGUUUGGGGCAUACAACGUCAAUGGGUACAAAUUUAGAACUAUCACAAAGGAAGACGGGCUGAAAACACAAAAUAGUGGAGUUUAUGUCUCAUCCAAUACAAGAAGUUAUGCCAGCAUGCGUGACAACAGAGUGGCUGUUGGUAGUGUUCCAUAUUAUGGAAAAAUUGUGGACAUCAUCAAAUUGAACUACAGCUGCCAUUUCACAGUGGUUUUGUUCAAAUGUAUUUGGGCUGAUACAACUACGAGCAGAGGAAUGAAAGAUGACCAUCUGGGCCUUACCAGCGUUAAUUUCGCUCAUCCAAUUCACACCGGUGAUCGAGAAGAUGAUGAACCGUACAUAUUGGCAUCAGAAGCUCAGCUCGUGUACUAUGUACGUGAUGAAGUAGAUCAAGAAUGGAGUGUAGUGGUUCAUGUAAAACCACGAGACUUGUAUGACAUGGGAGGAGAGAAUGAGGAUGUUGAAGCUACUUUUUCUCCUCAGCCCGGGUUGAACAUGUCAGCAGCAGGUGACAUCAGUGAUUUACAGUUGACAAGGAAAGAUGAUAUAGAAGACCCAGUAGCAGAUGUCUCUGAUAACAUAGAUUAUGUGGCAUUAUGA